Molecule: messenger RNA, 1861 nt
Organism: Oenanthe melanoleuca
Lineage: Eukaryota; Metazoa; Chordata; Aves; Passeriformes; Muscicapidae
Gene: SLC13A3
Product: solute carrier family 13 member 3
Exons: 13
Coding region: 35-1852 (605 amino acids)
Biological process (GO): monoatomic anion transmembrane transport; citrate transport
Cellular component (GO): membrane
Molecular function (GO): citrate transmembrane transporter activity; sodium:dicarboxylate symporter activity; succinate transmembrane transporter activity
Source: RefSeq, a predicted model, not a curated record
GGAGCGCGGCGGUGGCGGCGGUGAUGGGCGAGGGAUGGCGGCGCUGGGGGCGCUGGUGAAGAAGGCGUGGAGCGUGCGGCGGUUCGUGGUGCUGCUGUGCGCGCCGCUGGCGCUGCUGCCCAUCCUGCUCAGCCUCCCCCCCAAGGAAGGAAGAUGUCUCUAUGUGAUCCUGCUGAUGGCCCUAUACUGGUGCACGGAGGCGCUGCCCCUGGCUGUGACAGCUCUGCUGCCCAUCGUCCUCUUUCCCUUCCUGGGGAUCCUCCCAUCUAACAAAGUUUGCCCACAAUACUUUUUAGACACCAAUUUCCUCUUCCUCAGUGGUUUAAUCAUGGCCUCGGCCAUCGAGGAGUGGAAUUUACACCGCAGGAUUGCUCUCCGUGUCCUCAUGCUGGUGGGAGUGCAGCCAGCCAGACUAAUCUUAGGGAUGAUGUUGACAACAUCCUUCCUGUCCAUGUGGUUAAGUAACACUGCCUCCACUGCUAUGAUGCUUCCAAUUGCAAAUGCAAUUUUAAAAAGCCUCUUUGGGGAGAAAGACACAUCUAAGGAUAUGAACAGGGAAAAUGAAGAAAGCCAAGCAUGUUUACAGCAGAAUAAACUUUACACUGUACCAACUGAGAUGCAGUUUCUGGCAAGUACUGAGGACAAAGAUCUGGCGGAGGAGAAGGAGCUUUCCAGUGAUGCUCUCUCAGACUUAAAGAAGGAGGAGGAAUACAAAACAAACAUAUGGAAAGGUUUCCUCAUCUCAAUCCCAUAUGCAGCCAGCAUUGGAGGUACAGCAACGCUGACAGGAACUGCACCAAACCUCAUCCUGCUGGGACAGCUGAAGAGUUAUUUUCCAGAAUGUGAUGUGGUGAACUUUGGUUCUUGGUUUAUGUUUGCAUUUCCUUUAAUGCUGAUUUUUCUUCUCAUGGGAUGGCUAUGGAUCUCCAUCCUGUAUGGAGGAAUUAACUUGAGGGGCUGGAAAACAAAAAAGUCAAAUAUAAGAGUGGAUGCAGAAGCCCGAGCCAAGGAGGUGAUAAAGGAGGACUAUCAGAAACUGGGUCCAACAAAGUUUGCAGAACAGGCAAUUUUCUUCUUCUUCUGUAUGUUUGCAAUCAUGCUGUUCUCCAGGGAUCCCAAAUUCAUUCCAGGUUGGGCCAGCUUGUUUGCACCAGGGUUUAUCUCAGAUGCAGUUACGGGAAUCACCAUUGUGAUUAUACUGUUCUUCUUCCCUUCACAAAAACCUUCCUUCAGGUGGUGGUUUGACUUGAAAGCACCAAACACAGAGACCCAGCCCCUGCUGACUUGGAGGAAGGCCCAGGAGACCGUGCCCUGGAAUAUCAUCCUGCUGCUUGGAGGAGGCUUUGCCAUGGCCAAGGGCUGUGAGGAGUCUGGCUUGUCAGUGUGGAUAGGAGGCCGUCUGCAUCCCUUGGAGGGUGUGCCACCUCCCGUGGCUGUCAUCCUCAUCACUGUUGUCAUCGCCUUGUUCACGGAGUUUGCCAGCAACACUGCCACUAUUAUCAUCUUCCUGCCCAUCUUGGCAGAGCUGGCCAUCCGUCUGAAAGUAAAUCCCCUCUAUUUAAUGAUACCAGGAACUAUAGGAUGCUCCUAUGCAUUCAUGUUGCCAGUCUCAACACCUCCCAACUCAAUUGCAUUUUCCUCUGGACAUUUGAUGGUCAAGGAUAUGGCAAGAACUGGGUUGCUCAUGAACCUUAUGGGAGUUCUGCUUCUUAGCUUGGCUAUGAACACAUGGGCCAAGAGCAUCUUCCAGCUGGGGACCUUCCCUGCAUGGGCCAACAUCCAUGCAGAAAAUGCCACCUCACUUGUGACAGCUGUAGAAAAUGUCACUUUAAGUGCACUAAAUAAAAUAUGAACAAAGCCA